This is a messenger RNA of Clonostachys rhizophaga, 942 nucleotides long. NCBI's taxonomy places the organism in Eukaryota, Fungi, Ascomycota, Sordariomycetes, Hypocreales, Bionectriaceae. The record is from the annotation of a GenBank genome assembly.
AUGGCUCGCUCUAUUCUUAUCGCGGGUGCGACCGGAAAUACAGGACAGAGUGCGGUGGAAACCUUAUCUCGCCUUUUAAGUUCUAAGCCUUCAUUUUCUGACUAUAUAAUCAUUGCGCUCACGCGGUCCAAGGAUGGCGCUACUGCACAACGUCUUGCUAAGCUUCCUUUCGUCCAACUCGAAGAAAAGAGUUGGGUUGAGAUCACACCCGAAUGGCUUCAAGAGCACAAUGUGGAAAGGGCUUUUAUUGCACCACAUCUUCAGACCAAUCAGUUUGCAGAGGAAUCUACCUUCCACCUCGCCCUCCUUCACGCAAACGUGAAAUACGUGGUGCGAAUCUCGACUGCUCAUCCGGCAGUUCGUCCGGACAGCAAAUCCUACUACCAGAGGGCACACUGGGCGAUCGAAGCGCUGCUCAGCUCUCCAGAAUACGAGAAGUUGCAAUUCACUUCUUUACAGCCCAACGCCUUUGGGCCCACCUAUCUGUAUUCAGCAGCUCAAUUCGUCAAGGACUUCCGAGGCACAGGGAAGCAAGGCAACUUGAGUCUUAUGGCCCCGAAGGAUUUUCCUGUGGCAAUUAUUCAUCCGCCUGAAAUUGGAGUUGUUGCUGCUCAUCUUUUGACCGAAGAAGACACGACAAAGCACAACAAAGCCAAAUAUAUACUGAACGGACCUGAGGGCGUGACUGGACAACAGAUUGUCCAAAUGGUUGAACAGGCUAUUGGAACAAGCGUUGAAAAGGUCAUAUACAAAGAUAUGUCAUCUGUCGAUUCGUUAUUGGAGGGACUUCAAAACGAGUCUCCGAAUGUUAUUUCGUCUCUCAGGUAUGCUCUGGAGGCGAGUUGGGAAGGGAAAUCAUCUGGCUCUACUAGUCCAGAAAUCCUCGAUAUGGGAGUGAUCAAGCAUACACCUGCUGAAAUGUUUAACUCCUUGAUUAAUUGA